Scatophagus argus is the source of this 16822-nucleotide messenger RNA. It is a transcript of the gene fat3a, whose product is annotated as FAT atypical cadherin 3a. Gene Ontology annotation, molecular function: calcium ion binding. The transcript is spliced from 31 exons. Gene Ontology annotation, cellular component: plasma membrane; cell-cell junction. The record is from RefSeq and is a predicted model, not a curated record. Gene Ontology annotation, biological process: homophilic cell-cell adhesion. Bases 279 to 14267 code for a protein of 4662 amino acids. Lineage: Eukaryota; Metazoa; Chordata; Actinopteri; Scatophagidae.
CCGUUGUUCAGACUAAAGUAAAUACACCAGAUUGCAGAUGCCAUUGUGCAGAUAUAGCUUGUUGACCUUAGCUGCUGAAAUUGAUCAACAUGGCUUGGGCGGAUAAAGUUACAUUUCCACAGGAUCUGUCAUUUACAGGUUUCCCUUUCAUGCCUAGGUGAAAUGCAUUGCAACGCAUUCUGGUAACGUCAGAAGUCCUUAACCCUCAUUGCCCGACCCCAAAUCCACCCUCACUAGCUGGCACUGUGAUUACAGUUUAAGGGUGGAAUGAUGAUGGGAUGGAUGUGAAUAUGGGCCAGUGGGCAGGCAUGCGAGCCCCUCUUCUCAACCUGACCCUGCUGCUACUCUUGCUGCUCUUCAAGCUAUCACCCUGCUGUAGCCAGAGCACCCAGGGGUUCCUUCACAAUGGACCUCACUUCAACUUCACUCAGGCUGUCUACCACUCCACGGUUUAUGAAAAUUCAGCAGCACGCACCUAUGCCAACAGUAAAGUUAAAAUGGGCAUCCACCUGGCACAACGCUCCUGGGAGAUUCGCUACAGAAUCACCUCAGGUGAUGACGAAGGAUUUUUCAAAGCAGAGGAGUAUGUGCUGGGCGACUUCUGUUUCUUGCGCAUAAGGACUAAAGGCGGUAACUCGGCUAUCUUGAACCGAGAGAUCCAGGAUAAUUAUGUAUUGACAGUGAAAGCAUCUGUCAAGGGAGAGGCCCUUCUAGAGACCUGGACCAAAGUCAGAAUCCAGGUCUUAGAUAUGAAUGACCUGAGACCUUUAUUCUCACCCACUACUUACUCUGUCACCAUAGCGGAGAGCACCCCUCUCAGGACUAGCAUAGCACAAGUUACUGCCACAGAUGCAGAUAUUGGAUCCAAUGGGGAAUUUUACUAUUUUUUCAAGGAGAAAAAUGAGUUGUUUGCAGUACAUCCAACCAGUGGUGUCGUUUCUCUCAGUGGAAAGCUCAAUAUUGAUGAGCAAAACCGGUAUGACUUGGAAAUCCUGGCAGUGGACCGUGGCAUGAAGCUCUAUGGAAAUAAUGGGGUCAGCAGUACAGCCAAGCUUUUUGUUCAUGUAGAACGUGUGAAUGAGCAUGCGCCAGUCAUGAGUGUGGUUACCCAUAGCCCCUUGUGGCUUGAUAAAAAUCCUGUCUAUGGUUUAGUCACUGUUGAGGACCUAGAUGAAGGACUAAAUGGAGAAAUAGACUCAGUGGUCAUUGUGGGUGGAGACCCCUCAGAGAACUUUUAUGUUGAAAGAUCUGAGGAAGGCGAGUAUGUCAUAAAGGUCUCUGAGUCAAUAAGGUGGGAGACUUGCCCUUAUGGCUGGAACCUCACUUUGCAGGCUAAGGACAGGGGAACCCCACAGAAAUUCUCUGCUGUGAAGGUUAUCCACAUUAUGGACAAGAAACAACAGACACCUGUAGCAAAGUUUGAGCGAGAGUUGUAUGAUAUUAUUCUGAAUGAAAUUUCACCACCAGGCACGAUUGUAGAGGCUGUUAAAAUCAAGCCAGAGCCUGAUGAUGCAGAAUAUAUUCUGACACCUUCUGCUGAUUCAGCCUUUUUUCAAAUAAACACCUUAACAGGUGUAAUCUCCACCACUUAUUGGUUCACUCAGGUGACAAAACAUGUAUUUAAUCUUGAGGUACUGGAAAUAGGUAGUGAGCUUAAAGUUAAUGUGAGGGUAACCAUUGAGGAUGCCAAUGACAACAUGCCAACUUUUGCUCAGUCCUCUUAUGAGAUUUCAGUUAAUGAAAGUGUACCAGUUGGGACCAAUGUAUUAACAGUUUCUGCAGUGGAUGAGGAUAAAGGAGAAAAUGGAUACAUAACAUAUACCAUUUCCAGCCUUCAAUCAUUACCUUUCAAAAUCAAUCAGUUUUCUGGUAUCAUCAGCACCACUAAAGAGUUGGACUUUGAAUCGUCAUCAGAGAGCUUUAUGUUUGUUGUCAGAGCAUCUGACUGGGGGUCACCAUACAGGCGAGAGAGUGAAGUCAAUGUAACAAUCCACCUGGAAAAUGUAAAUGAUAACCAGCCAUUAUUUGAAAAGAUUGCAUGCCAAGGGGUGAUCUCCAGGGAUUUUCCAGUAGAUGAAGUUAUUACUACAAUGUCUGCAAUUGAUAUAGAUGAGUUAGAGCUAGUAAAAUAUAAAAUAAUUUCAGGGAAUGAAUGGGGAUACUUUGAUCUCAAUCCGGAUUCAGGUGUCCUUCUACUGCAGCAUUCUCUUGCCACAGCCAGUGCAAAUAAUGAUAUCUUCAGUCUCAAAAUAACUGCCACAGAUGGUGAGAACUUCUCUGAUCCUAUGUUUAUUAACAUUUCAGUUACUGAUGAGAAAUCUCCCCCCCUAAGUUUUAACUGUAAAGAGACAAGGGUAGCCCAAAAGUUAGCUGAAAAGUUACUCAAAAAGUCAAAAGCUAAUACAAAGCCCAAAAUUGAUGAAGGUUUUAUUGACCUUUUCUCUGUCAAUCGGCAAACGCCCCAGUUUGACAAAGAUUUUCCCACAAAUAUUGCUGUGUAUGAAGACCUAAAGGUUGGCUCAAGUGUUUUUGUGGUGAAUGCCUUUGAUGGUGACACAGGUUUCAAUGGUCAGAUUCUAUACGCCAUUUCAGAUGGAAAUACUGACAACUGUUUUACCAUCAACAUGGAGACUGGCCUUAUCAGUGUCUUCCUGCCCAUGGACAGAGAAAAGAGGGAUCGCUAUCUUCUCAACCUAACUAUCUAUGACCUUGGCUUACCAUCCAAAUCUGCUUGGCGUUUGCUUACUGUUUACAUAGAGGAUGCUAAUGAUAAUGCACCCCAGUUUUUGCAAGAUGGAGGUUAUGUAAUUGUCAUACCUGAAAACACAGCCAUAGGCACAGAUGUCAUCCAGGUUACUGCCACUGACAAAGAUCUUGGACCCAAUGGGGAAAUUGCAUUCUCUGUUUUGACCAGUAACACCCAAUUUGGUAUCAACUCCACUAAUGGGAUAGUGUAUGUUGCUGGCCAACUAGACAGGGAGUUUGUUGCUGUUUUUAACCUGAAGAUUGAGGCCCGGGACAAGGCACAGAAAGGGAUCCAGAGGUUUUCUGUGACCACGUUGAAAAUCAUUUUGGAGGAUGUGAAUGACUGCCCUCCACUAUUUAUCCCUAGUGUGUACAAAGCUAGGGCUCUGGAGGAUCUCCCAGUAGGAACAGUUGUGGCCUGGUUAGAAACCCAGGACCCAGACUUGGGGUUGGGUGGCCAGGUGCGGUACUCUCUAGCCAAUGACUACAGUGGAUGGUUUGAGGUAGACAGGGCCAGUGGGGCUAUUCGACUGACGAAAGAGCUGGAUUACGAGACACAGCAGUUCUACAACCUCACUGUAAAAGCCAAAGACAAGGGAAGACCAGUUUCUCUUCUCUCUGUCACCUUUGUGGAGGUUGAGGUUGUAGAUGUAAAUGAAAAUCUCUACGCUCCAUACUUUUCCCACUUUGCCUUGACAGGAUUAGUCAAAGAAAAUGCCAGAAUUGGAACUACCCUACUCCAAGUCACAGCUAACGAUGAUGAUGCUGGCAGAGAUGGAGAAGUCAAGUACUCCAUUCAUGACGGGAGUGGGCUUGGACGAUUUGCCAUUGAUGAAGAGACAGGGAUGAUAUAUACCACUGACAGGUUGGACCGCGAGACCAAGGACUCCUAUUGGCUAACAGUGUAUGCCAGUGACCACGGCGUAGUUCCCCAGUUUGCCACUAUGGAGGUAUACAUCCAGGUGGAGGAUGUUAAUGACAACGCGCCACUGACAUCAGAGCCAAUGUAUCGGCCCUUAGUGCCUGAGAAUUCUCCACGGGAUGUUUCUGUGAUCCAGAUUCAGGCCCAGGACCCUGAUGCCACACCUCCCAUCAAUGCUGCUAGGCUCAACUACCGCAUCAUCAGUGGAAACCCACAGAAUUUCUUUACUAUCAACACCCGCACUGGCCUGAUCACCACAACCUCCAGAAAACUGGACCGUGAACAACAAAUAGAACACGUUCUAGAGGUGUUGGUGUCAGAUAGUGGUCCUAGUCCCAAGCAGAGUACAGUAUGGGUGAUGGUUCAGGUCUUGGAUGAAAAUGACAACAAGCCCACAUUUCCAGAGAAGGUCUACCAAGUCAAACUUCCAGAGAGAGAGCGGAGAAAGAAAGGCGAGCCUAUCUAUAGGGUGUUUGCUUACGACCGUGAUGAUGGCCCCAAUAGUGACCUCUCCUACAGCAUAGUGGAUGGCAAUGAAGAUGGGAAGUUCUUCAUUGACCCCAAGACUGCAGUUGUAUCUUCACGCAAAGCCUUCACUGCGGGGAGCUACGACAUCCUCACUAUCAAAGCAACAGACAAUGGCCGUCCUCAGAGGUCCUCCACAGCUCGCCUACACAUUGAGUGGAUUCGUCGACCCCCUGCCUCGACUUUCCCAUUGCUCUUCGAUGAGCCAGUCUACAAUUUCACUGUCAUGGAGAACGACAAGGUGGCCGAGAUUGUGGGGGUGGUGUCCCUGCAGCAGAGUUCUUCCCCGCUGUGCUUUGAUAUCACAGGUCCCAGAUCUUUCCAUGAGAUGUUCUAUAUCCUGCAGAGCGCUUGUGGCAGGAACUGUUCCUCAGAAGGUGGGAAUAAUGACGGUGUGUUUGACGUAGAGAAGGCUGUGGGCACCAUCAUCAUCGCCAAGCCCCUGGAUGCUGAACAGCACUCCUUCUACAACCUGACGGUGCAGGCCACAGAUGGAACCAAUACUGCAUACACACAGGUUCACAUCACUGUUAUGGACUACAAUGACAACGCUCCCAUCUUCUCCCAACCAACUUAUGAUGUCACUAUUUCUGAAGACACACCUCCUGAUACUGAGGUAGUCCAGGUUCGGGCUUCAGACCGUGAUGAGCAUCAUCGGUUGACCUACUCUCUGCAGAACUCCAUAGACCCCAGUAGCAUGCGUCUGUUCCACAUCCACCCCACCCUGGGCACCAUCUACACUGCUCAGAGGCUGGACCACGAAUCCUGUGCCCAGCACAUCCUGACCGUUAUUGUGAAGGACCAAGAGUUUCCAUACAGAAAGAGCCUGGCUCGUGUGCUGAUAGAGGUGGAAGAUAUAAAUGACCAUGUACCUAUCUUCACCAGUGCUCUGUAUGAAGGCUUUGUCUAUGAGUCAGCUGCAGUGGGAUCAGCUGUGGUCCAGGUCACUGCCCUGGACAAAGACAAAGGCGCGAAUGCAGAGCUACACUACUCCAUUGAAGCAGGGAACGAUGGAGAUACAUUCCAUAUUGAACAAGUUCUGGGUAUCAUCACUGUUGCACAUGAUCUGGACUUGUCCAGCAUAGGCCAUUAUAUUCUCACUGUCAGAGCUACAGACAGUGGCUCCCCUCCCCUGUCCACCACCACUGUAGUGCGUAUUGCUGUCACUCUCUCUGACAACACUGGCCCAAAGUUCCCUCAGCCUGAGUACCAGGCUGAGAUCACAGAGAAUGCGAUAGUGGGGACCUCCGUUGCCACAGUCAGUGCAGUCAGCCAGUCAACCCUCACAUAUGACAUCAAGCAAGGCAAUACCAAUCAUGUUUUUCAGAUAAAUCAGUACAGUGGAGUGAUUACAACUCAGAAGUCUCUAGAUUAUGAGACCACAGCAUCUUACACCCUCAUAGUUCAGGCUGUCAACAUGGCUGGCAUGGCCUCCAAUGCUACUCUCUUAAUCCAGGUAAGGGAUGAGAAUGAUAACCCACCAGUUUUCCAGCACCUUCACUAUCAUGGCAGCAUCAGUGAGGCAGCACCAGUCAAUAGUGUGGUCUUGAACUCAGAUGACUCACCCCUAGUAAUCAAGGCCACUGAUGCUGACCGCAACCAAAAUGCUCUGUUGGUCUACCAGAUUGUUGAGGACACUGCAAAAAUGUUCUUCACAGUGGACUCUGGAACUGGUUCCAUCAGAACUAUUGCUAAUAUAGACCAUGAGACCAUUUCCAACUUCCACUUUCAUGUCCAUGUGAGGGACAGUGGUAGGCCACAAUUGACAGCAGACAGUCCAACUGAAGUCACGAUACAGGUGAUUGACACAAAUGAUUCACCACCUUGCUUCACCCAAAAUAGCUAUAAAACAGUCCUACUGCUCCCCACAUAUGUGGGAGUAGAGGUUUUGCAGGUUUCAGCCAUAGACCCUGACAGAGAUGUCUCUACAGAACUCACCUACUCUGUGACUGAGGGAGUACUAGAGCACUUUGCUAUCAAACCAUCCAGUGGGGUCAUAAUUGUCAAACACAAUAACUUCUCCAAAGAACAUUUUCGCUUUAGUGUCAAAGUUUCAGAUGGGAAAUUCUCCAGCACAGCUUUGGUGACCAUUCUUGUGCAAGAAGCUCUGGACGCUGGGCUCAGCUUUAGCCAAAGCGUUUACUCUUCAUCCAUUCAAGAGAAUGUGUCAAAUAUCACCAAAGUGGCUGUUGUCAAUGCUGUAGGAAACCGUCUCAAUGAACCACUGAAGUACAACUUGUUGAAUGCUGGUACAUAUUUCAGAAUUCGUCCAACUUCUGGCGUGAUCCAAACCACAGGCAUACCCUUUGACCGUGAAGCGCAAGAGUUCUAUGAACUGGUUGUCGAGGCAAGAAGGGAGCACGAUCAUGUGCACGUCGUCAGAGUUAUGGUUAGAGUCCAUAUUGAGGACGUAAAUGAUAAUGCCCCUGUAUUUGUUGGACUACCUUAUUAUGCAGCCGUUAAAGUAGAAGCUGAGCCAGGAUCACCUAUUUUCAGAGUUAUGGCAGUAGAUGGAGAUAAAGGUGUUAAUGGAGAGGUGUCUUACUACCUCAAGGAUGACCAUGGUCACUUUGAGAUUAAUCGGCAGACAGGCAGUCUCAUCCUCAAGAAGGCUUUUGAGUCAGACCUGUCUAAUGUGGACUACCAGAUGGUCAUAUAUGCCAGAGACGGUGGUUAUCCAUCUCUAUCAUCUACUACAGAGUUUCCAAUCACAGUAGUCAAUAAAGCCAUGCCCGUCUUUGACAAAUCAUUUUAUUCUAUCUCUGUGAAUGAGGAUGUCGCUGUGCACACUCCUAUAGUCAGCAUUAAUGCCACUAGUCCGGAAGGUCAAAACAUAAUCUACACCAUUGUUGAUGGAGAUCCAUCUCUUCAGUUUGAUGUUGGUUUUGAUACUGGAGUUAUAAGUGUCAUACACUCUUUGGACUAUGAAGAAACAUCAUCUUACCACCUGACCAUUAGAGCCACAGACUAUCUGACUGGUGCCCAUGCUGAGGUUGAUGUAGAUCUGACUGUCCAGGAUGUAAAUGAUAACCCACCUAUCUUCCACAAAAUGUCCUAUAGGGUUGUUUUGUCUGAAACAGCCAUGAUUGGAACAGCAGCACUUCAAGUUAUGGCCACUGACAAAGACUCAGAGAAGAACAAUGUUGUUCGCUAUCAGAUCUUCUCAGAUGCACAUAACAGCACAGAUUACUUUCACAUUGAUAGCAGUAGUGGAUUAAUUCUCACAGCACGUAUGCUAGACCAUGAACUAGUUCAGAAGUAUAACUUUAUUGUCAGGGCCACUGAUAAUGGGUUCCCACCUUUGAGUACUGAAGUAUCAGUCACAGUUGUGGUGAAUGACAUGAACGACAAUCCUCCAGUUUUUAACCAGCUGCUCUAUGAAGCAUACGUGAAUGAGUUAGCACCUAGAGGUCACUUUGUAACAUGUGUCCAGGCCUCAGAUGCUGACAGCAUGGAUUUUGACAAGUUGGAGUACAGCAUUCUAUCAGGGAAUGAAAGAAUGAACUUUGUGAUGGACAAAAAGACAGGAAUCAUCACACUGUCCAGCCAUCUUAAGCAAAGAAUGGAGCCCGUCUACAGCCUCAAUGUUUCAGUGUCUGAUGGGGUGUUCACCAGCACUGCACAGGUUCAUGUUAAGGUCUUGGGAGCCAACCUGCACAGUCCAGUGUUUGGACAGAAUAUGUAUGAAGUAGAGCUACGAGAGAAUUCUGCUGUGGGAACCAAAGUUGUACAAGUUAAGGCAACUGAUGCAGACCCUGGAGUGUUUGGUUACAUCAUUUAUUCCUUUGUUAAUAAUAUGGGCAAAGACCAAUUUAGCAUUGAUGCAAGUGGUCUGAUCACCACUGUAGAAAAGCUUGAUCGUGAGGACCCAGACAAUAAGGACAUUGUUCUGACAGUGGCAGCCCAAGACUCAGGUGGUUAUGUUUCUUACACUACUGUACACGUUACUCUGUUGGAUGAUAAUGAUAAUGCACCUCGCUUCUAUGCCACAGAGUACCGAGCAUCAGUCAAAUCUGAUGUGGCUGAAGGUUUUUUGGUUACACAGAUUCAGGCUUAUGAUCCUGAUGAUGGUACCAACGCCAAAGUAAUAUAUUCAAUUUACAGAGAGGCACAUGUCCCUGUGGUAGACAUUUUGGAGAUAGACCCAGAUAAUGGUUGGAUGGUGACUAAAGGCAGCUUCAGCCACCUGAGGAACUCAGUAUUAUCUUUUUUUGUGAAGGCUAUGGAUGGAGGAAAUCCAGUUCGGCACUCUCUAGUGUCUGUCUACAUCCAUGUUCUUUCUCCAGAUGCUUUUAUUCCUUCUUUUGACCAACAACAGUAUUUAUUUAGCAUGCCAGAGGAUACUCCCAUAGGUUCAGCAAUAGGGACAGUGUGCCUCAGUGCUCCUCCUGGAUAUGCCUCACUCUCUGCUACCUUUGCCCUGGCUAAUGGAAAGACUGCAGAAAACAACCAAGAUGGUGUAUUUGUGGUGGAAAAGGAUACAGGUUUGAUCAAACUUGAUAAGCCCUUGGAUCAUGAGAUGAUCAAAAGAUACCACUUCAAAGUCACUGCCACUGUACAACAGGCUAAACUGGAUUCUGUGACUUCUGUUGAUGUUGAAGUCAAAGUGUCAGAUAUAAAUGAUAACAAACCAGCCUUUGAGGCAAACUCCUAUGAUGCCACAAUUAUGGAGGGACUGUCAGCUGGAACUAGAAUCCUUCAAGUCCGAGCAUUAGACCCAGACUCAGGAGCCAAUAGUCAGGUAACAUACAGUCUUGGGGUUUUAAUCCAACCAGAAAGGGAUUCGGAGACAUUGGCUGGCACAUUUAUCAUUGACAGCAAUACAGGCUGGAUUUCCACACGUAUGGACCUGGACCAUGAGACCAAUCCAUCCUACACAUUCACUGUGGUGGCGUCAGACCUUGGGGAGACCCUGUCUUUUUCCAGUACCACUUCUGUGACCAUAGCAGUUUCAGACAUAAAUGACAACCCGCCAAGGUUCUUGGAGCAGCACUACUUUGGCUCAGUUCAGGAGAGCGACCCUCCAGGUGAGGUGGUGGCAGUACUGAACACCAGAGAUGAUGACAGCUCCGCCAUUAAUAGACAAGUCAGCUACCACAUCACUGGUGGGAACUAUCGUGGUGCGUUCGCACUGGGUUUGGUUCAGGGUGAAUGGAAGAUGUAUGUGAAGUGGCCACUGGACAGGGAGGAACGUGACCUUUACAUAAUCAAUGUAACUGCAAGUGAUGGACUCUUUGUUUGUCAAGCAACGGUGGAGGUGGCAGUGAUAGACACAAAUGACAACAAUCCCAUCUGUAACCAGGCUGUGUACACUGCUUCAAUUCCAGAGGACCUCCCUCUCAACAGUGUGCUUCUGAGAGUUGGAGCAACAGAUGCAGAUAUGGGAAUCAAUGCUUGGAUCCAGUACUCCUUACAUGGUCCUAGAUCCCAUGACUUCAGCAUGGAUCCAGACACUGGUGAGGUUAAGUCAUCUGUGAUUCUGGAUCGUGAGAUGACACCCAACUAUCGGCUGGUUGCUCAGGCAACUGAUGGUGGUGGCCGGUGGUGCCAUGCUGAGGUGCUGCUAAUAGUAACAGAUGUGAAUGACAAUCCACCUAUCUUCACAAUGUCACAGUACACCGCCAGCAUCUAUGAAGACACAGUUCCCAAAGCCCUGCUCACCCGCAUCCAAGCUAUAGACCCGGAUGAAGCAGGUCUGGGCCGUAUGGUGAUCUACUCCCUGGCUGACUCUGCGGGAGGUUCCUUUUCCAUUGAUAAGUCCUCCGGCAUUGUGGUCUUGGAACGCUUUCUUGACCGUGAGGUCCAACCCUCCUAUCAGAUAACAGUCCAUGCAUCUGACUUAGGUUCACCACUGCCACUCUCCUCAUUCGUCAAUGUCACAAUCACUGUACUUGACAUUAAUGACAACCCACCUGUGUUUGAGCGACGUGAUCAGCUGGCAACAGUACCAGAGGAUGUAGGAGUGGGAACGGAAGUUCUGAGAGUUUAUGCUGCCAGCAAGGACAUUGGGACCAAUGCUGAGAUCACUUAUAGUAUCCGAUCAGGGAACGAGCAUGGAAAGUUCCACAUCCAUGCACUGACUGGUGCCAUUUCAGUUGCCCAGUUGCUGGACUAUGAGACCUGCAGAGACUACUUCCUGACAAUAGAGGCUCGUGAUGGUGGUACACCACCACUUAGUGCUAUUACUACAGUGAACAUAAACCUGACAGAUGUCAACGACAACGCACCCAUGUUUAGCUCUGACCUCUACACUGCAGUGGUGUCAGAGGAUGCCACCAUGGGAGAGUCUGUCAUCCGGGUGGUAGCAGAGGAUGUUGACAGUCAGCUCAAUGGAGCUAUCCUCUACUCCAUCAUCAGUGGAGACCGUGGCAACCAGUUUUUCAUUGACCCACUCAGUGGCGUAAUCAAGGUCAACAAGCAACUGGACCGUGAAACAAUUCCCAGCUAUUCUUUGACCAUCAGGGCUUUGGAUAGUGGAAUUCCACCCAUAUCCUCCACUGUGAUGGUCAACAUAGAUAUAUCUGACAUCAAUGACAACCCACCAACCUUCUUCCCAGCCAAUCUCACCGUAGUCACACAGGAAAAUAAGCCAGUUGGCACCAGCAUUUUGCAGUUGUCCAUCAGAGAUCAGGAUUCCUCCCACAAUGGCCCACCCUUUGACUUCCGCAUCCUGUCAGGAAACGAAGGUGGAGAGUUUAUGCUUGAAAAAAAUGGAACACUGGUGGCCAAUCAAGUAUUCAGAAGGGACCUAGCAACUGAAUAUGUUAUUCAGAUACAGGUGACAGACUCAGGGAAGCCUCGUCUGUCCUCCACCUCCAUGCUGACAGUCAGGGUGAUUGAGGAAAGCCUUCAUCGUCCAGUGGCAUUGCCACUAGAAGUACAUAUUGUCACAAUGGAGGACGAGUUUCCUGGUGGUGUAAUUGGCCAGCUGCACGCUACGGACGCUGACCCAUAUGAUGCACUGACUUUUGGCCAUGCCCUUCCAGCACAGCGCAGUCUCUUUAAGAUCAGUCCUCAUGAUGGUAAGAUCAUCGCCCUGGGAGGGUUGGAUGCAGGCAGGUACUCUCUCAACGCAAGUGUUAGUGAUGGCCGCUUUGCUGUGCCUGUGCCUGUGAGUGUGCAUGUGGAGCAGGCAACACCAGAGAUGCUACGUGAAGCAGUAACAGUGCGCUUUGAGAGCGUGGCACCCCAAGACUUUGUGGCAUUGCAUCUAAAGAGUGUCUUCAAAGUGCUACAGCAGACUGCUGCUUCUCAACAGCAAGACACAGUGCACCUGCUCAGUUUGCAGCCAGUUGGCGGGACGCAACAGCUGGACAUGCUUAUUGCUGUGGAAACAGCAACGAAUGGGUACUACAAAGCAGCCUAUCUCACCCAGAAGCUUAGUGCAUCACGGCGGCAGUUGGAGGAGGUCCUCAGAGUGUCAGCCAUCUUGGAUAAGAACUGCUCAGGGCUGGAAUGUCGUGGGGCACAGUGUGAACAGAGCAUCAUUUUGGACUCACACAGCCUUGCCACAUACAAUACCCCACGGGUCAGUUUUGUCUCACCACGCUUCCAUCGCACCUCACGCUGCACAUGCAAUGAUGACAGCUGUGCUGUCCUGUCCGAACAGUGCAAGGACCAGCCAUGUCCAGCAGACAUGCAGUGUGUUUCAGUUGAGGCCAACAGAGGGCGCUACGCAUGUCAGUGUCCGCUGGGAAAACUUGGAGAGUGUGCAGGCCAUUCAUCGCUGAGUUUCUCAGGUAACAGCUACAUCAAGUACAGACUGUCAGACCGGCUGCAGAUGGAGCUGAAAGUGAGCCUUAGAAUCAGAACACUGCAGAGCCAAGGAAUCAUCAUGUACACACAAACUGAACCCUGCAUGGUGCUUAAGCUGGAGGAGGGGAAGCUGUGGUUCCAGCUGGCCUGUGGCCUUGUUGAUAGUGGUGGUGGUGGUAAUAGUCCAGACGUGUUGGGUGUCUCUGGCCGUCGAAUCAAUGAUGGCAGCUGGCACACAGUGGCACUAGAGCUGAACCGCAACUUCAGCAGCUUGGCGCUGGAUGACAGCUACAUUGAGCAACGCCGUGGACUGCCAUUCAUGCAACUUGCUUUGGACAGAACCAUCUACUUUGGAGCACUGGUACAGCAUCCCAACUCUCGCGGGGUUGUGGACUCCCAGAAGGAUCCUCAGGUGGUUGAGGGUUUCCAGGGCUGCCUAGACUCAGUCAUGAUGAACAACAAAGAGCUGCCGUUGCAGAACAAACGUUCACAUGAUGCAGAGGUGGUGGGACUGACAGAGAUGAAGUUGGGCUGCAUCCUCUAUCCUGAUGCUUGCCUGCAGCAACCCUGCCGUAAUGGAGCUACUUGCACAAGCCUGCCCUUUGGUGGGUUCACGUGCAGCUGUAGCCCCCAGUACACUGGUGGGCGCUGUGAGAUGGAGAUAACGGCGUGUGUUCCCAACCCGUGUCGAAAUAGUGGCACAUGUAAGCCCAUCGGUAAUGCGUUCCUCUGCAGCUGCAGGAGAGGCUUCAAAGGUCUGAGCUGUGAGGAAGAUGUGAAUGAAUGUGACCGUAGCAAUCCAGAGGGUGAGUGUGAGAACGGCGGCAUCUGCGUUAACACUCAUGGUUCCUUUUACUGUAACUGCACAGCGGGCUUUGUGGGCCAGCGCUGUAGCCUACGGCCCGUCGUCGUCCCUGACAUGCAGGCAGGUCACACUGUUGUUGGUAAAGAGGAGCUGAUCGGCAUUGCUGUGGUGCUUUUUGUCAUCAUCACCCUCAUCAUCCUCUUCAUUGCUUUUCGCAAGAAGGUUUUCCAGAAAAACUAUUCUCGGAGCAACCUUUCUCUGGUCCAGGACCCUGCCACUGCUGCACUCCUCAACAAGGCCAAUGGUGUUCAGUUUAAGAGCCUACACUGCACACCAGGGGAACCUCUCAACAUGUAUGCAGAGUCUGCGGGUCUGGGGCCUACUGUGGUGGGUGGGGGGGGGUUGAUGGGACCUCCACAGGUUCCUGUGAGACCCUUAGCAUACACACCCUGUUUUCAAGGAGACCCACGGUCCACACUGGAAAAAGUGGAUGGCCGUGGUGUGGAAAAUACAGAGAUGAGCACCUUUCACUCAGAGUCACCAAAGAUCCUGUCAGGAACCACCAGGAGGGGAGUGGUGGUGUGCAGUGUGGCCCCCAACCUGCCGCCAGUGUCGCCCUGUCGCUCAGACUGUGACUCCAUACGCAAGAGCCCAUGGGAUAGUGAUGAGGGUCCAAUGGUUGAUACGGCAGAUGAAGUUAUGUGUUUAUCUGGGAGCAACAAAGGCAGUAAUUCAGAGGUCCAGUCUCUGAGCUCCUUCCAGUCUGACUCUUGUGAUGACAAUGCCUCCAUAGUGACCGUCAUUCGACUGGUCAAUGAUGCAGUCGACACAAUCGAAAGUGAAGUGUCAGUUAUGGACAACGGUCAAUCCUACAACAGAGCAUAUCACUGGGAUACAUCAGACUGGAUGCCAAGCACCAGGCUGUCAGACAUCGAAGAGGUGCCAGGCUAUGAAGCAAGUCCCGGCAGCGAUGUAGCAGUCUCAACCCCCUGCCUUGGAGAAAGCACUCAUGAAUUGGAGUCAGAGUAUUACCUGGGGGGCUAUGACAUUGACAGUGACUACCCCCCUCCCCACGAAGAAUUUUUGAGUGAAGACCAGCUCCCACCUCCACUGCCCACAGGUGAGGACUUUCCUGAGCCCUAUCCACUGAUGCCAGACAUUCCACCGGUCUCCAAGGAAAGCACCAUCAGCUCUGCCAGCAAUUGUUGUCAGCAUGCCAGGCCAUAUUUUCACCCCAGUCAAUACCUGCCUCCACACCAGCUGCCACUUGGGGAGGUGCCCCAUGGGGACAUUAGCACUUCAGUCAGUGGGAUAGGUCUAGGAAAUGUUGAUACUGAUGGCUCUGUGUCUGUGUCACUAAAUAUGCGACUUUCUGUUGGUGCAUUAUCAGCCUCAGACAUGUCUGCCUCUUGUGGACUUGAUGACUCUGAACAUAAUAGUGACUUUGACAGGAUGGGUGAGUUUUGUCGAGGGGUGACCAUUAUCACCGACUCACAGCAACAGACUGAGGUGUGAUUGAUUGACCGAUGCGGGAAUGCAGCAGGAUGUAUUAUGGACCAGAAGGAGCAUAACUUUGAAGUUUCCUUCCUGUUCCAAAAGGGAAUUACAUGAAGGGAAUAGUGUAGAGAAUAUGAAUGAGAAAGAUGAAUACAUAAGGACUGAUAUUUACAGAUGAGGUAGAGAAAAUUAAAAGAGAAAAACAAAAUAUGAAUAUAAUGGACAAUCAUGGGAGUGAAAGGGUUGUUUGGUUCCCUGCUUGUUCACAAAAGCCAUCAGGGAAGACAGUGCAUCCCACACUGACCUCAUCAGACCACUUCUUUCCCAAAAAAAAAGACACGAAUCUCCAUUGUCCUUUUUUCUAUUUGAUUUAUAAACUUUGUACAGCUUGAGCUUGUCCAGAUAUUGUAAAAUAUAUGACCUUACUUGUCAAUAAGUAUGAUUAUAAGAAUGAAACAUUGUUGAGGCCACAUUUCAAAAAGCCCCCUCAAUUAUGUUCUCUCUUUUGCCCAUGAUGUGUCAUUGAUCUUCCUGCUUCAUUUUUUUGUACCAAUUGGUGUGGGGAAGCCAAAAGCUGUUGUAUUUAAGACCUGUGAUCAUGAGAUGACAAAUUACUCAUUAUGUUUAAGAAAUAGUACUUACUACUACUGAGUUUUUAAAGACUAUUUUUCUAGGAUAAAUGACAAAUUCUAGUGUUACCCAAAAUUGCAUCAGGAUAACAGGUUACCAAGUUUCAUUGCUUAUCCAAUUCAUUUUAAGACUGAACUGGAGAGGGAUAAAACUUUAUGUUUAAACAAAAUUAACUUACUGUUGUCUUAUUACAAAAUGAUUUCAGCUGCUGUUAAGUUGAAUUCAGAGUUACCUUACAGCUACUAUGUUGCUGUUACAUUAUUACAACAUAGCAAUGAAAUGUUGGUAACUUUAUCUCUCUCAAGAAAAUUGCGGUUACCAAGAAACCAGGUAAGCUCCCAUGUAAACUGUAGGUUUGCAUGGAAUUUAACCUAGGUGUAUUAACAGUACUAAAGCAAUGUUUACUUUGUUUCAUUGUUGACAUAUUGCAUGUUAAACAAAACCACAAAAAUAUAUAUCACAUCAUCUCUAUGCAUUGUACAAACAGCUGUAAUAAAAAUAUAUUGCCUUUUUCUUUUUCUGACUUCCAAAACAAAUGCAACCCCAUAGCUUGAUAAAGAUCUUUACCAUAUGAAGACUGUGGUGCUCAUACCAUUUUUGGCCAAUGGAAAUCAAAUUCUUUGUAGCUGAUGUGAUCUGAAUACUUCAUUUACAGCAUUAACAGUCUGGGGAAUAAAAAUGAGUACCAAAACAGCAUAGUUUGUUAGCUUUUAAGAAUUGUCAAAUUAAGAUGUGAUCAUGAGAAAAGUUUAUCCUCAUUUAACAAUAUAGAAGAAAUAGUAAUGUUAAGAUAGAACUCCUAGAAAGAUAUAUCAGUAACCACAUCCAGUCUUUACAUCAGUUCUUUGUGUGUGUGUAAUUGUACUAGUAAUUUGGUGUUGGCUUCUGAUUACAUUUUUGACGGUGUUAAUUUCGUUGACAAAUAAUUUUCGUCAACUAAUGCACAAGGACAAAAACUGUGAAAAAAUCUGUUGACAUUUUCAUCAACGAAUAAAAACGAGAUGAAAAUAAUUGCUAGAGUCGAAAUACAAUUUGGAUUUCGAAAAUUAUUUGUUAACGAAAUUAAAAGUGUUUUUUGAUUUAAUUUUGUACGGAAAUUGUGCAGGUCUUGGAGGCACUAUAUGAUUGUUAUUAUUCAAUAAAGGUAAGAAAAGAAAAGGUUAAAUAAAGAGAGAGAAAGAGAGAUUGUAAUGGGUACUAUGCCACUGCAGAGUUGGAAAUCAUUGAAAAUAAUAAUAAUAGUAGUAAUAUACAACCCUGAGUUGAUGUCUUUAUUCAAUCUGGUUUCCACCUACCUAGUUGAUGUUAUCACAACAUUAUUCCCAAAAGCAAUGUGGAGCAGACACAUUUUUUGCUGUAUUGCAUUCAGUUUUGUAACUUUGCAUUUUCACCAUUACUGCAGACAGUCAAACCCUUGCCCUGGUCACUGAUGACUUAGUUACCAUUGGGCCUGUAAGACAGUUCAUAGCUUAGAACAUAUUGGACUGCUUCAGAUCAUCACUCUAUUGUACUAUAAUCUGCCUGAUCCAUUCAGGCAUGCAGCUCCUUUUUUUCUUUGCAAAAGAUGUAUGCUUGGUUUUAAACCUCUGUACAGUGUACAUAUCUAUGUUGUUAAAAUACAGAUUUUGUAGACAUGGAAUUGCAAUUGUGAACUGCCUGAAGUUUUCUUUCUUUCCAUCUUUGCUUGGACCGACCUUUGCAGUCAAAAAGACAUUCAUUAUUCUUCUGACUCAAGAUAUUACAUCUAAACAAAUGUUUAUUUUGUUAGGAUUAUGAGGAAGUCUUUUUGUACGUUUCUUUCACCUAUAAAAUCUGAUGAUUUCCCUGUGUUUCAGGACAUUGGGCAAUAUCAAAAAUGUGUCCCUGAUUUGCAGAAAUUUAGUGGGGUUUUUUUUCCUUUUUUUCCCAGUUGAGUGCAGAAAAUAAAAAGGUUGUCACCCAAA